GCGGCAGCCGCGGAUGGUCCAAAUCCCAUGCCUCCCUUGGUUUCCCCUGCGUAAUCUUUUGGAGAUCCUGAGAGAAGGCAUCAGACGCGCGCCUCGCUGGUGCCCUCCAUACCGUCGCCGCCGACGGCAGGGAGGUGCGCGCAGAAGCCAAUUCCCCUGGCUUUGAUGGGUUUGAGGCUCUCAACACUGGGCCUCCGACCGUGCUUCUAAUCGGCCCAUGAUCUGCUUUCUACUAGUUCUUUCUACUACAGUCGUAGUUCCCUUGUCUCAAAAAAAAGAAGAGAGUCGUAGUUCGUCUCGGACUCGCUGCGGCUUCUCCAUCCCUAUUCCCGAAACCCUCUCUGGCCGGCAGCGCGACAACCUCCCUUUCUUCUUUGGGGGCUCUCUCCGUGCAGGCGAGGCGCCGAGGACAGGGGCUAGCGGUCCCCGGGCUCCUAGUUAUUCCCCGGUUCGCCGGCCAUGGCGUCUGCAGUGGAGGCCGCCGGAGACGCCUCCACCUCCGCGGCCGAGGUGCGGGAGAAGCCCGUCGUCGUCCGGGUCAAGCGCAAGCCCUCGCAGGCCCGCCCCGACGCUUUCUGGCUGGAGAUCAAUGAGAGGCCCAUGAAGAAGGCCAUGCUCGAUUUCUCGAGCCUCUCCAUCUCCCAACCCUCCUCCAGUGCCCAAGCUUCAGAGGAACCACGGGUGAAGAAGCUUCUUGUCCAGCAUGUCGAGACAGUCCAUCAUUCUGGGGCUGUUGAAGACGUUCUUCACUCCCUUUUGCAUUCUGACCUGAGCACCAAAGAGAUAAAGAGCAAGACAAAGGAGAGGAAUGAAAGAAUGAAGCAAGACAAAAAACAAGACCAGCUACGUUCAGCAGCCAGACAGAGACAUGAGAAUCUUGGAAGAAAUGCCCGCUUUGCACAAAUAUGGAAGAGGCGGAAAGGAGACAAUAAUGAGGUUGAUGAAACACUGAGAGAAAUGUGUCAUCUUUAUGAUGCUGUCCAAGUAGAUUCUGAUGGAGAGAAGCAUCCAGCAGAACCACAGAUGACCUCUGUCGAAGAGGGUGCGAUUUUAUGCAACUUUCUUCCGCUUCUACGGGAACACUUGCCGUCGGCUGCUGAAGAAAUCGAAUCUGAUAUUGUUUCGCUAGCACAGUCAGAAGAUUCAGAUGUUUAUGACAUAUAUACUGUCAAGGAGGUGGAUGAUACAAACAUGGAGGAGGGCGCAUCUGCAGCUUCAUACCCACUGUUACAAGUGGACGAUGAGGAUGGCGAAUGUUACGAUGAUGAUGAGUAUCCAUAUGACACGGAUGACUCAAAUGCCGAAGACAACCCACUCUAUGAUUAUCCUGAAGAACUUUCAGAGGAUGAGGAUGAUGAUAGCAGUGACGAGAAUCCAUUUGCGGAUAUAGAUGGCUCUGGUUCCGAGUACGAGAAUGAAGAGGUGGAAAAAUCCGAUGAGGAGUAGUAGCGGCGGCAGCAAAAUAAUGUUUUAGCUGGGUGUAAUCUUUGACGAUGAAAUAGGAUGAGACAACCUCUUGCGUUCGUAACUCAAGAGGAAAUUCAUCGCUAGCCCCACUGUCACCGAAACAUUGUAUUGGCGUUAUGAGGAAAGACCGUUGAUCUGGUGGA
Messenger RNA from Triticum urartu, 1610 nucleotides. Its product is annotated as RNA-directed DNA methylation 4. NCBI's taxonomy places the organism in Eukaryota, Viridiplantae, Streptophyta, Magnoliopsida, Poales, Poaceae. The record is from RefSeq and is a predicted model, not a curated record.